Molecule: messenger RNA, 888 nt
Organism: Desarmillaria tabescens
Lineage: Eukaryota; Fungi; Basidiomycota; Agaricomycetes; Agaricales; Physalacriaceae
Exons: 2
Coding region: 321-791 (156 amino acids)
Source: RefSeq, a predicted model, not a curated record
GGAUCGUAAUUAUGGUUAGGGAAGGGAAGGCGGGUCGGUAGGAAGGGGUGUGGCUACCUCGAAACUCUUCCCUUGGGGACCAUCCUGUAUUGCCGCCGCAAUGCACAUGUAAAGAUCCGUGUCGGCAUCCAUGGCGGUGGUCACGAAGGAGGUGGGUUGGCCUGGUAAUACCUAGCCCUAUUGUCGCUGGUGGGUGCUUGGGUGCAGAAAGGGUCGACCUGCCCUAAAGUGCACGUGGUCCGGAAAUAUGCGGACGUUGAUUUGCAGUGGACACGCUCUCAUCGCAUCCGCUGAACACCGAGAAUCUCUCUUGUCUCGUCAUGUUGCGAAGGCUACCACCGUCAUUCCCGCGAUGCUUCGAACCGAAAAUUGGCUACAAGGUUCUAUUAAAUAAAUUCCCUCCCACCAGGGUCUUUUUUUUUUUUACCGUCACGCAUACAUCCUUCUGUGGCUUUAGGCUCAUUAAAUUGGGUUGCAAUGGUGGCGCAAAAAAAUGGCUCUUCGCUAGCAAUCUACGCGUUGUCCUCCGCUGUUGUGACCGGGUAACGUUGGAUACACCCUGCUUGGCUGCAAUAACGGCGCUACGCGAGCCCUGGCCUUCUAACUGCACUUGGCCUUUGCUUGGUUAUUCGAGCAUGGGAUUUUUAUAUAUCUCGGUGCUGACGUUAACUAGCGACAACAUCGACGGACGUAGUCGCCGAACAUUAGGACCCUCGGACAUAUCAGAUCUGCGAAGUUGGAAGCUUUGGGGUGCUAUUUUCUUGCUCCUGCAGCACUGUCUGUCCUCAUAGCAAGUCAGAAAUCCUUAUACUUGGUUUCCAGUUGCCUGCGGAAACACUACACUGGGAGAAACCGUGCGGCAUUAAGUCUGGGCUUCCCCAUCUUUGU